Molecule: messenger RNA, 5481 nt
Organism: Xenopus tropicalis (tropical clawed frog)
Lineage: Eukaryota; Metazoa; Chordata; Amphibia; Anura; Pipidae
Exons: 9
Coding region: 558-1847 (429 amino acids)
Molecular function (GO): DNA binding
Source: RefSeq, a predicted model, not a curated record
AAGAAUAUAUUGCAAUUACACUAAACCUAUUAAUAGUGUGUAAUGUAUUGGACCUUUCAAUAACAUGAUUUUUUUUUACAGAAUGAAAGAAUACCACACCAUAUGAUAUUCAGCACAGGAAACCAAACAAAUAUAAUCUCCCUAAUUAGGCGUUGAUUUAUGUACCAACGCUGGUGUCAUAACUCCGCUCACACGAUAUACCUGUCGCGCUAACAGUGCGUUUAUUGCCAAAAACAUAUUCUUAUAUUUCAUGUAAAAGCAAAGGGUAGGACAAAUCAGCUGGGGUGGUGUCAGCCCUAAACACUAGCCGCUGCCUAACUCCACUACGCCUCAAGCUCUCCUGUUACGGCUAUCAACAAAGGCGCCAGCAGCCACGGCCGUGGAGGGGCAUAUAGAGGAACCGGAAGUGAUGUGAGGAAAAGAAAAGCGAAUGGCUAGUUUGCUGCGGGGAAAGGACGGGUUGUAGGUGGGUAUUGUAUACCUGAAGAAAGGCUGAGCUGUGUCGCAUCAAGCAGAGCUCUUCUUAGCUGAUUCAAAGGAUUUUGGUGAUAAACACAAUGAGCCUUGGUAAUGUGGAAAUGAGCCACAUCAAGGUCAAGAUGGAUAACGGUUACCUUGGUAAAUCUGUGGAGAUACCGAAGAAGAGAGGUAGAGGAAGGCCUUUGGGGAGCACAAAAAAAACGAAAGUGGUAUCAGCUAAUGGUAUUCUGAGGCACAGAAGAGGAAUAAAGCGUUUGGCAGAGGUGGCUGCACACAUAAAACUAAUAAAAAAUAAAAGUAGUAAAUCAAGGGGUCAAGGAUUUACAGAGGGUAAAGACAAUUCUGCCUCAUCCUCAAUCUAUGUUGGUCGAUCCCAAGUAAAAGCGGUGUCUUCCCAAAUGCCUUCUGUGCCAAAAAGAGCACGAGGAAGACCUCGAAAAACCAAACUGCCACUGAUAACUAAAAAAGUUACAAAUAUAGAAGUAGAGCCUGGAAUUGAGAACAAAGACAAUUCUGCAUUAUCCACAAUCUUGUCAGAGUGUUCUCUGCCAAAAAGAGGAAGACUUCAAAACACAGAACUGAUGAAUAAAAAAGUGAAAUUAGUGAAUGGAGUAGAGCCUGGAACAGAGCAAAAAAAAGGGCGAGGGAGACCAAGGAAGAUAAAGCAGACAAGAAAACCUAAGCCAAUCCAAGCCACUGUUCAGGAGUCCCAGGACAUUCGGCCAGCCAGCAUUUCCCCUCAGGAUAAUUGUUCAGUGGAGGUGGAAAAGGUUAAAGCUUCCAGUACACAGAAUUCUCAGUAUGCUAGCUGUGAGUCACAUAAUUCCAGCUGGCCUUCUAAAAUCAUUAACACAUCUGAUGACACUGCAGUGACACACUGGGUUGUGGAGGAACCCCCUGAAUCAAGUCCUUCCCAGCCUUUAUAUCCAACUGAAGAACGAUUAAUGGAACAAAAUGAGUUUAGGGACAAUAUUAUUCAGGGUCUGGCUGAUUUAAAGUACCAACUGACAAGAGAGUUGGCAGCAGCAAGAACUGAGAUGCGCGAAGGGGCAGAGAUGGUUAGGGCAGCCAUUGCAGGGGUGUCUGCUGAAAUCCAUACACUUGGCUUAAUUUUGCAGCCUCUAGUUACAAUGAUAUCUUCUAGAAAUGAAAUUUGUGCAUCACCAGCUUUGAGCUCUUAUAGACCCCAAAGGGACACACCCUCUGAGAAUUCUUUAGAGUUUCCCAAACAAGAAAUACAAACAUCAUGCACUAUGAUUAACUGCCACAAUGAACCUUCAUGUCACCUACAAAUGAACAUGCCUACCUCCACAUCCUUGCAGCCUCAGCAGGACACUCACCGUGACCUAUCUACAGGCCAGUUUUAAAGGGAUUCAUCUCAUGUUUGCUCUAUGGAAAGGUCUAAACAAAAUAUGUCUUCUGUUGUGUCUGUUGGAAGAUGUCUGCAUGAUACAGAUUGUACUACGAGAUCACAGGCCAACAACAUUGUUACUCAGACUCAGGAUAUUUCAAUUAAGCUAGUCUCUCCUGGCAGCAUUACAGUAACCAAGUCUUUGCCCAAAAUAUUGCCUGUACAUAAAGACAAUCAAGUGAUUUUCAGAAUACUGAGAAGACCUCAUAUGAGGCUAGUUUAAGGGAAGAAUUUUCAUCUGUGCUGCCACAAUGCUGCAUAGAAGUAUCACAAUCCCUUCCUGUGUCACCUUGUCCAGCUACAGCUUUUCUGCAGACAGAAAAGGGCUGUGCCUUAAAUUCACAAAACCCUGACUGUUGAUUUCUACUAUUUGCCCAUUUUUUGUGACGUUUACAGCAGGAUUAUCCAGUGUCUAUUCUUGGGCAGUUCCUAAUUCAAGCUGCUUUUAAACCAAUAUAACCAUUGGUGUGUCCCAAGUUCAGGAUAUAUGUUAGCACAUGUAUCUUUGCCAGAUACAGUUCUGUUGCCCAUUGGAAUGUCAAAAUCCUUGCCCAAAUUGUUACUGGUUACAGCAAUAAUUUAGAAGAAUUCAAAUAUGUAAGACACAUUAGGGAGCUGAUUUACUAAAAUUAAUUUUUUUCUGGCCUUCAAAGUCAUAUAAACUGGACAUGGUAAAAAUUCGAAUUAAACUUGAUGAUUGUUGUAUUUAUAAAAUGUCACAAUAAUGCUGUUAUUGGUCAUACAAAAAUUUUGAGUUUAAGUUUUGAAAAUCACAAAUUUUUCUAUCCAAAAGUAUUGUUAAAACUCGAAAAAAUUCAAUAUACUGUUUCAAAAAUUAGAGUUUAAACGGACGUUCAUUUCCAUGAAUCCUCUUUAUUUUUCCAGAACAGGAAUUGCUCCAGCGGCCAUUUUAGGAGCAUCAGUUGUUAAUUCUUGGAAAACAAUAAUGAGCUGUGUAAAAUAGAAAACAAUGAUGGGAUUAACUUUUCCUUUAAAAUGUGUGAAAUAGAAAACAAUGACGGGGUUAACUUCCCCUUGAAAAUGUGUGAAGGACAGGCUGUCACUGAUUAUUCUAUUCCUCUGGUAUUCUAAGACUACAUAGGACUCAGUGGUACUCAACAGACCUGCCAAAAAAAGUUAAUUAAAUGUUAAUAAAUUACAAGUUGUGGGAGCAUGCAGCAGCAGCCCCAGAAAUACCCCUGGUUGAGGGCUUUAAUUUGGACUUAUAGUUAAGAGCAGGACUUAGUGAAAUACAUUUGCACCAGUGCACAGUAUAUGUGUAACAAAACUUCUUGCCAGAACCAUAUUGAGAAACAAAACUGCUACCUUCAAUUAGUUAGCAACAGGAAUGGGGCCCUGAAUGCUAAAUAUUUCAAUUGAUUUUUGUCUACUGUAUGGCAUAUGCACCUAUUUUGCAAUAUAAUUCUAUUAGAAAUUAAUUGUACAGGUUCCAAUCUGCACUCCCCAGCGACUUUUUCCUGCUUGUCCCUGCCAGUGAUAAUGCCAGUGAUAAUGUUAAUACAGGCAUGUAUGUUUUGUGGACAAGCUUUAAUUAACACUAUCAGUGGUGGGGGACAAGCAGGAAAGAGACACGGCUGGUGGCUGUCUGGGGGUCACACAUACAGAAAAUUGAUAUCUCAGAGUAGUAUUAGCAAAAGGUUCAGUUUUGGAGUCUCAACAAUCAGAAAAGUAGUGGAUCACUGUAAGUUUCCCUACUUAGCUGUUAAAGGUCAGUUUUCUAGUACUUCAAAGCAACAGGUGCAUGCUGGGUAUUCUAAAUUGAAAAUGUGGCGGUACCCAGGAGGAGGAGAGAAAACAACUCCCCCAAAUUAAUAAAAUUCUUUAUUUCAUAUUUCUGCAGAGAUAUUUUUAUAUAUCGGCUGGUGGAGUGUUUGUGGGGGGAAAAAAGUGGAUGCUCACAUUGCCACUUCUGCUAUGAGUGGCUGUGAUAAACUUUCCUCGGGUGGUAGUGUUCGUCAAGUUACUAGGCGUAAUAAGCCACCUCUGGUAAGAGCUGGAAUUCUGGUCCUCUAGUGCAGAGAGCACAAUUGCCAUACCUAUUCAUUAGCAGUGUGGGGCCACUCAGCCCACUCCAAUGCAAAAAAAAGUUAGCAUGGAAGGGUGAGGGGAUGGUAUCAGAGUCCUUCAAAGCACCCCUGAAUGCAUACAAGUAUGAGAAAGCAUUGGCAUUUGAUUAAGGGGUUGUCCAUCACUGAUCGCUGUAUAUCUGUAAAUGCCAAAGUAUACAGUCAAGGAUAAUCUAAGAUAAAAUACAGGGUAUUAUACAGCAUAUUGUUGCAACAACAAUAUAACCUCAACACCUAAGAGGCUCUUUACAUGAUUUGCCUAUUAUCUGGCUUUGCCAAAUUGGUAUAAUCUCAUCAUCUGGCACCCUGGGUCAAAAAUCAUACCAUAACAGGGGCCUAUGGAGAACCAUUGUAAGAGGACCACAUCACCCAAUUGGAGUUUUUUUAAACUGCCUGAAUGAUAUGUAGCCAAAAAUUGGUUGGAUGGGCCAUGGGGAUGGUACCAUUGUUAGGAUUGUAGGGUGAGUUGUUGGCUGGCUGGUGAGGAAUGAGUUAAUAUGCACUGGCCACGCAUCCUAUCAGCAUCAGGCAUAGGUUACUUAAACCCCUUGCAUGCACUCCUUUGCCUCAUCGCUUGCACAGCUAGUACCUUUGCAAACCUUCAGCUGCACCUGGGAGCCGAAAUGUGAGUUGUUACAAUAGUUCAGUAGUCAGCCUAGCAGCUAUUGUGUUGACAAUGAGUUAUAGACUGGUUACUUUGUUUUGGGUCUCAAGCCAGGGGGUUUCAGAAACAGUGUACCUUUUGCCUUAUAACAUAUUGAACUGGCCAUAAAAUAGAGCCAGCUGAGACCAGUCAAGCUAUUGUGGAUUUGUCUGAACAAUUUGCAUCAAUGUGGGGUUGGCAGCUUCUGUAAGGCUUCUUUAGCCUUUAAUUUGUCAUAAUCCAGUUAAUUCUGUUCUUAUUUGCUUCUAGCAAUAUUGCUAAUUUCUGUAAUAAAUUGAUUACAUUUCUGCAAUAGAACUAAAUGUAGCACAUUUCUUAACUUAAAUUGUGUCUACUUCAGCUUGUGCAUUUCAAACACCUACAUUUAAACAUCUUGAGAUUUAAGUGUUGUUUUGGAGUGAUCAUUAUGUUAAGUCUUAUUGACAUGAAUAUUUGGAACAAGUCUACCAUAUGUUGUUAUAGUGGCCUGGUUUACAGAACUGUUUCAAUAGUUUAGCAGGUGAAUAGAAUUAAGCAUUCUUAUGGAUGGGAAUAUUGCUUAGCUUCUAGCAAGAUCAUUUCUACAGCUCUUGUAUAAACCCAUAUGUUAUCCCAUAUGUCUAAAGCAAGGCAUCUGUUUAGCUACUGUAUACACUUAUUCUGCCAUGAGUGGAAAAGUUAAGGAUGAGGAUGUACAAGAUGGCAGAAGAACUCAUGUCCGCUUUGUUUUGAGUCAAAACCAACAGUGCAGAAAGGGGCAGACAAAACUGCUUUCAGUGGCAACUUCAUUUACAAAUAACUUAACAGACUGUUUAUAUGGGAUAUCAUUUCUAAAUAAACUUUUGCACUUUUUCCACAAA